Messenger RNA from Aspergillus costaricaensis CBS 115574, 749 nucleotides. RefSeq lists its product as uncharacterized. The record is from RefSeq and is a predicted model, not a curated record. The transcript has 2 exons. NCBI's taxonomy places the organism in Eukaryota, Fungi, Ascomycota, Eurotiomycetes, Eurotiales, Aspergillaceae. The coding region runs from base 53 to 652 and encodes 199 amino acids.
AUCACAUCCACCCCAAUCUAACCAACUGAUCACCAUCCUCGAGACCACAACAAUGACUUUCCUAGCUACCUUUAUCUCCCUCCUCACACUCUUCACCCCUGCCCUCUCCGCCACGAACUGCAGCACCGGCGCCUUCACCGUCAUGUCCAUCCGCUCCGGCACUUUCAUCCAAAACCUCCCCCUGACCGCCGCCGACACCAACUUCUACCUAGGAGGCACGACCUCCACCGCAUGUCCAGAAGACGUAGCUGAAUACGAUGCCUGUCCACCAGGAGAUGAAACGGUGAUCGACUACAGCAACUAUCUGAGCUCCGGGUACGUCCAAGAAAUCUACGUCGACCCCACCGGCGCAUUGAAGUUCGUCGAAGCGCACACAACAUACAUGAACCCUGGUGCGUCGACGAGCACGUUCUGCUACACGCCGGGUACGAGCUAUGGACAAUGGACGUAUACGGGCCUCGGGGCGACGGGGUUCAUGGCUUGUCCGUUGGAUGAGGAUGAGGAGGUGAAUGGGGGUGCGUGGCAGGUCUUUGCGGCCAUGAAGAAUGCGACGGUGCCGUCGGGGAAUGUGAGUGAUUGCUUGGGGUUUGAGGCUCUUGCGUACCCGUGGGUGUCGAAUGGGAGUUCGAUUGCGGCGUGGCAGUAUGAUUGAUUAAUUCAUGAUUUCUUUGAUGGGUGGUAGUGUUAUGGAGGUGUGAGAGGGGAUAGUAUAUAUGUUGAUUGUGUCGCUUCUGGGGUUUGAAGUUAAU